UAAUGCAGGGACAAAUUCAUAGGGGGGGCCUAUCUGUAAAAUUAGAUAUUUUAUGGAUAUAUAAUUUUGUAAAGGGAAAGCAUGCGGUAGGUGGAUUCCCGUUUAUCGCUGAGUCUCAUCGUUUUUAAUUCUAUCUUCCAGUACUAGUACUGCACAAAUAAUGGAGGAAUACAAAUCACUGAAAAUCAUUCAAAAAUCCCCAAAUUCUGGGGUCUGUUUCUUGUAUCUGAACCGACCUAGCCAUCUCAACGCUCUGUCAGGUGACUUCUUCACUGAAUUCCCCAAAGCCAUCUCCUCACUGGAUCAAAACCCUGAUGUUGCCGUUAUCAUCCUCGCUGGCUCCGGCAAGCACUUCUGUUCCGGGAUCGACUUCCAAACCCUAAACAACGCCUUAAAAGGAUCUUACGCUGCUGAUUGCGGCCGCAACGUCGAGAGGCUCCGGCAACAUAUCAAGUUCCUGCAGGAGGCUAUUAGUGCCCUGGAGUGUUGUCGUAAACCGGUGAUUGCCGCUGUCCAUGGCGCAUGUAUUGGUGGUGCGAUUGAUAUAAUUACUGCCUGUGAUAUUAGGUUUUGUUCUUCUGAUGCCUUUUUCUCGGUGAAAGAGGUGGAUCUAGCUAUUACGGCUGAUCUUGGGACACUUCAGAGGCUUCCCAGUAUUGUUGGGUUUGGCAAUGCCAUGGAGUUGGCUUUAACUGGUCGGAGGUUUACAGGUUCCGAAGCUAAAGACUUGGGGUUGGUCUCUCAGGUUUUUACUUGUAAACAAGCUUUGGAGGAAGGCGUCAAACUUGUUGCUGAGGAAAUAGCUACAAAGUCUCCGCUUGCUGUUAUUGGAACAAAAGCGGUGUUGCUGAAAAGUAGGGAUUUGACAGUGGAACAAGGCCUGGAUUAUGUUGCCACAUGGAAUUCUGGUGUCCUGUUAUCAGAUGAUUUGAAAGAAGCAAUUUCAGCACAUAGUCAGAAGAGAAAACCUAAAUUUGCCAAACUCUAGUUUGGUAAUUGAUGGAAUUUGAAAGGGUUAAUAAAUCUGCGUGUGAGCAAAUGUGACUGUUGGUCGAGUGACAAGAUUGAGAUUCUUAUGUGUUUAAUCAUAGUUUAAUUCUCAAAUACUGUUGGUCUUUGUCAACUCUAUUAUGUUUUCAGAUAACUUAGCUUUGGUGAUGAUGAAUGUGUGAAAGAACCUGUCGAAAUGCUACUGCGAUUAGAAUUUAAUUAGCUCUAGUAUGGUCUUGUAAACUCCUUUUUGUGGAACUAUUGCCACCUGAUUGGAGGAGGCAAUGAUAUUUGAACGCAAGAUAACUCAA
Messenger RNA from Capsicum annuum, 1301 nucleotides. RefSeq names its product delta(3,5)-Delta(2,4)-dienoyl-CoA isomerase, peroxisomal. Gene Ontology annotation, cellular component: peroxisome. The record is from RefSeq and is a predicted model, not a curated record. Gene Ontology annotation, molecular function: delta(3,5)-delta(2,4)-dienoyl-CoA isomerase activity. NCBI's taxonomy places the organism in Eukaryota, Viridiplantae, Streptophyta, Magnoliopsida, Solanales, Solanaceae. The transcript has a single exon. The coding region runs from base 161 to 988 and encodes 275 amino acids.